Mytilus californianus (California mussel) is the source of this 2484-nucleotide messenger RNA. RefSeq lists its product as uncharacterized. The record is from RefSeq and is a predicted model, not a curated record. Lineage: Eukaryota; Metazoa; Mollusca; Bivalvia; Mytilida; Mytilidae. The transcript is spliced from 5 exons. The coding region runs from base 883 to 2469 and encodes 528 amino acids.
AUACCCCACGCAACAAGUUGCGGAUGGUAUAAUGUUUUUGACCAGUCUGUCUGUCCGUCUGUCCAUCCGUCUGUCCGUCUGUCCGUCCGUCAGUCCAUCAGUCCUAUUUCUUGUCAUCGCAACUCCUCUCAAACCACACAACAGAAUUUCACGAAACCUUUUUAGAUAAAAAGGACAUACUAUGUAGUUGUGCAUAUCAACAGGAAAUUAAGAUUCAAUUUUUUUUCUAGGAGUUACACCCCUUUGAACUUAUUUGCUUUAAUGUACUACUGCAACAGUUUGUCAUCGCAACUCCUCUGAAACCACACAACAGAAUUUCAUGAUACUUUGUAGAUAAUAAGGACAUACUAUGUAGUUGUGCAUAUCGACAGGAAAUUACGAUUCAUUUUUUUUUUUCUUAAGUGUUACGCCCCUUUGAACUUAUUUGCUUCAAUGUACUAUUGCAAAAGUUUGUCAUUGCAACUCUUCUGAAACCACACAACAGAAUUUCAUGAUACUUUGUAGAUAAUAAGGACAUACUACGUAGAUGUGCAUAUCGACAGGAAAUUAUGAUUCAAUUUUUUUUCUAGGAGUUAUGCCCCUUUGAACUUAUUUGCUUCAAUGUACUUUUGCAACAGUUUGUCAUCACAACUCCUCUGAAACCACACAACAGAAUUUCAUGAAACUUUGUAGAUAAUAAGGACAUACUGUGUAGAUUUGCAUAUUGACAGGAAAUUAUGAUUCAAUUUUUUUUUCUUAUACAAUUUUUUUUUCUUGCACUUAUUUUAUUUCUCCAAUGACAAUGUGGGGACGUGGGGUAUGUGAGCGCGCUCACUAAGGUUCUUUAAUUUAAAAUAUUUUCAGAUUCAUAUUUCAAAGGGAAGAGAAGUAGCAGAUCACUGUAUGUUGUAUGCCCUCAGUGAUGAAAAAGAUGAGGCAUUUAUAGAACAAUGUUCCCACAAUCACCAGAUGGUCUGUGAAAGCUGUGAGCAGUUGAAGGAGACCAUUGCUGCUUUAGAAAAGAUCUUUGUUACUUCCUCAGUAGAUGGAAAAGAGGAUGAGAUGAAUGACCUUAAUUUUAGGGUACAACAAGCAACAAGAAAUAUUUUCAGCCUGAAAAAGCACAUAAUAAGAUGUAAAAACCAGGACUUAGCAAAAACUCAUCUAUUUGAAACUAUGCCUACAGAUGAAGUUUUACUGGUAUGUGACUGGGCAAUGAAGUUUUUGCCACGAAAGUUUCGUGAAGAUCAGUAUGAUUGGUUCGGAAAGAGAGGAAUCCCAUGGCAUAUAUCUAUAGCCUUUUGUAGGAAAGAUGAUGGAAGCAUUGGUAGCCUUGGAUUUGUUCAUUUGUUUGCAACGCAAAUAUCCCAGGACAGCCGAGUAACAGCCAGUAUUAUCCAAGAUGUUAUGGACAAAAUUAGAGAAAUCAACACCACUGACAUCAAAUUUCAUGUAUGGUCUGACAAUGCUGGUUGCUACAAGUCUACAGAGAUGCUUUCAUUCUUAUUCCAUUCAGGACUUAUCCUGUCAUAUGACUUCUGCGAAUCCCAGAAUGGGAAGGGACCAUGUGAUCGCACUGCCGCAACCAUCAAAUCUUCUAUUAGAAGAUAUGUAAACCAGGGUCAUGAUGUACUUACAGCACAAUCAAUGAAAAAGGCAAUAGACAAGUCAGCCAAAAAUGUAAAGUACAUAGUUCGUGUUAUAGAAGGACCUGAGUGUAGGAAAACCAAGUACACUCCUAUACCAGCUAUAUCAUCUUACAGUAACUUCACAUUUAGCGCACAUGGCAUUACUGCAUGGAAGGCAUACCAAGUUGGCACAGGAAAGCUAAUACCUUCAUCUAAUAUUCCAACCGUUGAAAAGUGUAUUCUCAAUACUUCAUGUUCAGAGAUAGAGGGUGAAAUUGAUGUGGUUUUUCACCAACUGCCACUUAAAGCUGAAGAGGAAGAAAACACCAUAACAUGUGCAAAUGAGGGAUGCACACUGUCUUUUUCUUCUUUUCAUGAGCUGUCAAGCCACUUAAUGUUCGGCAAGUGUGAGUUUGAAUUUAGGUGCCAGUUUAGUAAUGGAUGUGACAUUACAAAGAUGUCUAAGUCUUUUUCAACCAACUUUCAAGUUUCAUCAGCAGGACUGACAGUUGGAAUUGAUGACAACUCAGAUUUAGAACUUGGCUGGGCAUUGAAAGAAGAAAGGAAGAACAAACGAUUCAAUGUAAACCAAAAAGAAUAUCUUACUGAAAAGUUUAAUAAAGGUCUAAAAACUGGAAGAAAAGAAGAUCCUUUUUUGGUAUCAGAGGAAAUGCUGACUGAGAGAAAAGAAGAUGGAAAUAGAAGAUUUUCAUAUGAAGAAAUCCUUUCUGUACAGCAAAUCACAAGUUUCUUUUCUAGAAUGAGCAGGAAGAACAAAUCAUUUGAUGAUUCCGUUGAUGCAUCAAGGGAAGAAACUAUAACAACUAUCAGGAGAGAACUAACUGCAGAUGAACUUAAUUAAAUUUUGUUUACCAAC